UGUUUUCUGUAAGUCAUUCCUCCCUGUUGUGACAGUAUGAGUGAAGUCAUUUGAUCCAGCUGCAGGACAGAGGCCAUUUCAUUUAUUAGGGACAGCAGUAUGACUGUGAGUUUAAAUGGUUUCUAUUGUUCUAUUGUGCUCCCCCACUCACUCACUCACUCACUCACCCACACACAUACACACAAUUUCACUCACAGUUGACAUAACUGCAUCACUGCAAGCACAAAUGUUUUUCCUGAAUUGUGGAAUACAGGGAGAUGGACACAGAAAGUUCAAGGGAAGGAGAUACAACCGUCAUUCCCUGUUGUAACACUCCCACAGACAUAUUCAUUAUCAGCCAAUCAGUGUUCAACAAACAGGUACUGUGACAGAUACCACACCUAUGACAGGCACCAGCACGUGGAGAAAGGAGCAAGAAGGUGGAGAAUACAUACAAAGAGCCUGGGUGUAAGGAAGACUCGAGGAAAAAGUGGAAGAAAACAGGCACUGUUUCAAGAAUCUGAAUGCGAUUCAUGUGGACACUGUUGGAAAGGGCACAGAAAGUUUAGAUCAGCAAGGAAACAACAUAAGAAGGACUCGCUGUCCGAGAAAAGAAGAGACACAGAAUAAAGUGUGGAGGAUGGACACAUGGCUGAAUGAAGUGCAGAAGCAUCCAGCCCUGUAUGUCUUGUUCUUUUCUGUAACCUUCAGGAUUCUUCACAGGUUCCUGCAGACUGUGCCCAGCCCGAGCAUAGUGGACACAGACCCCUGGAGGACGUGGAAAUGGAGGAACCUCUCUGUGUCACUUGUCCAUUCACUGCUGACUGGCACUUGGGCCGUCGCCUGUGUCAUACAGCAUCCUGUGAUGGUGCAUGAAAUCCACUCAACUUACACCCCUUCAUCCUACAUGCUAGUCAUCGUCUCAUCUGGGUACUUCAUUCAGGAUGCUGGAGACAUUAUUUUUAGUGGAUACGCAAAAGCAUCUUGGGAGUUUUUACUUCACCAUGCUAUGGUGAUCUGGUGUUUCAUGUACGCCGUGUUCACACAUCAGUACGUGGCGGGUGCAGUGGUGGCUUUAUUUGUGGAGGUGAACAGCGUGUUCCUGCACACACGUUUACUGCUCAAACUGGCUAAGGUGGCCCAUAACUCUUUCAUCUACACUGUUAAUAAACUGUUGAAUGUGGCGACUUACGUGACCUUCCGGCUUGGAGCGCAGUUUUACCUCACCUGGUACCUCAUCCAUCACUACUCGACACUGGAUCAUGCUUUCUACUUCCUGAUGACCAUGAUGCUCAUGAACAUCAUGAUUCUCAUCUAUUUCUACCGCCUCCUCCGAACCGACUUCUUCAACAAGCGUCGUCCUCACAACAGUGCUCCUAAAUUUGCUGAGGACUGAACUAACAGAUGCUGAUGUCUAUCAGUCCAUAAACCAAAGACUGAAUUCAAGUGACUGUUAACAACAUUUAUACAUAGGAUAUCUGUUCUGAACAGAUAAACCUCACCAGAGACGGUCUGAUGCCAAUCAGAGACAUUUAAAACAUGUUAGAAUAAAACAUUUAUUUUGAUUUUUUUUUAAAAAAUGUUUAAAACUUAAACUCAAUAAACAACUUUAAACUCAAGAGUCAUGGUAGCCAAUUGUUUAAGAAUCUGCUGCAGAUGGGUUUUCACUGCAAAAUGAAGUAUUUUUGCCUCAUUUUGCAGUAAAAAUAAUGGGUCUCGUUCACUAAGCAAGCAUGCGUACGCACAAAUUUGUGCGUGAAAUCUGCCUACGAAUGUUUUCAUUAACAUACGAUUCAUCAAUAACUUUAGUUCUAAAAUUUAUUCUAAAUUUAUGAAAAAAAAUGUACGAGUGGUACAACUGAAACCACUAGUAUACAAAAAUUAGGUUACACCGUGGGUGGCAUUAUAAACAGGUUAAGAUGAAGGAAUUGGUGUUCGGAAAGCCCUUAUGGACAUGGUUUAUUCUCCAAAUUCAUUAACGUUCGAACAAGGUUAAGAAAAAUCCAUGUGCGUAUCACGUGUUGCGAAUUAGGUGAACAUUUUUCGUGAGUUCUCCUGUGCGUAUAAAUACAAAUAAUCCAUGCAAUUAUUAGUGAAUGAGACCCAUUAUCUUAUGUAAUUUUGCUUUUCAAGUAAAUGUAUGUUGAUUUAAGAAUGUUUAGAUGUUUAUACUGGAAAAUAAUACUAAGAAAGUAACUUUGCAGUGCAGUGUAUCCAAGGCAAGGGACAUCAUAACCUAUCCAAAGACAUGAAAAUAUCCAAAUUAUGUCAUUAGUAUCCCCUUGAAAUAAUCAAUUUUUUUAAAAUUUUUUUUAAUGGAAAAGUGUGUAAACAAUUGUGUUUUAUGGUCGGUUGGAAUUGUGACCAGUGGGAUAAUGUGUAUACUGAAUUAACAUAUUGCUGCAGUAAUCAAAAUUCUUAUAUGGCCCAGUUAUCUCAGCCCAGUUAUUAACAUGUUUAGGGUCACAUUCUAGGGUAACUAUUAUACAUAAAAACCAUUAUACAACACUUAUAGGAAUACAGAGAUAAAAGACCAAAAAAAAAAAAAAAAAAAAAUUACAAACAUCAAUGCAUUUCAAAAAUGUUAUUGUAACAUAUAUAGGCUAAUAAUAUUGUUAUAUUAGUGCAACCAGUUGCCUAUUUAAAACAAUUACUAUUUUAUACUAUUAUAUUUAAACUAUUUAAAAAUUAUUUGUAACAUUUUAACUUAGUGCAAUAUUCACUGUAACUUUGUCAUUGCAACAUUUUAGUGCAAACUUCCCUAAGGACUGCAACUGGAUAGUUCAUUCUGUAUUACCCACUGGUCACUGUUGUUUCCAUUAACACAUUUACUCAUUCUAUGACCACAUUUAACAAAACCAAGUAACUGUGAAGUCAUAUAAUAAUACUAGACACCUUAAAGAUAAUGUGUACCAAAAAUAUUUGUCACUUCUUUGUUAACAUACUUAACUAAACUUUUGUUUUGGAGCUUUGAUGCAGCCAUCAUCUACUGAACAAUAAUUAAACUGCUCUGGUCACGUGACUAUUUGCACUAACCAUGUGAAACUGCACAUAUUUAAUUGAGACCUUUCCAUAUUUGCAAGAAAUGCACUAAAACGUCAGUUAGUAACAUUUCUUGAGCUUCAUAAAUGAAAACUUUCUUUACAGUCACUAUUGUUACUGGUGGGAUAAAAUGGGUUAUUUGAAUUAGCAGCAAUUUAUUAAAUGAAGCAUUUUCCCAAAA
Messenger RNA from Megalobrama amblycephala (Wuchang bream), 3202 nucleotides. RefSeq names its product TLC domain containing 1 (gene tlcd1). Gene Ontology annotation, cellular component: plasma membrane. Lineage: Eukaryota; Metazoa; Chordata; Actinopteri; Cypriniformes; Xenocyprididae. The record is from RefSeq and is a predicted model, not a curated record. Gene Ontology annotation, biological process: plasma membrane organization; phospholipid homeostasis; regulation of membrane lipid distribution. Bases 620 to 1375 code for a protein of 251 amino acids. The transcript has 4 exons.